This is a messenger RNA of Pocillopora meandrina, 1238 nucleotides long. Lineage: Eukaryota; Metazoa; Cnidaria; Anthozoa; Scleractinia; Pocilloporidae. The record is from the annotation of a GenBank genome assembly.
AUGACUGCAAACCUACAACUACAAGACUCUCGAACCAGUGUUAUUGAAAAUUGUGCUUGGAACAAAGAAUGUGAUUGUGGCUGGCUUGCAGAGACCACCCAAAUCACUUGCAGGUGUGUAUCAGCAACAGCUAAAAGACGAGCUUAAUCACAUGUGUAACUGGCUUUCCCUUCAGGGACAGAUAGUUGUGUUGAUAGGAGAUUUUGACAAACUUUGACCUGAUAAAGCUGAGGGGAGAUUAUUAAUUGAUAUAGAAGAAAUGCAUGGAAUGGAAUGCCUGAUAACACAGUCAUCAUGAAUUCAGACACGAGGGGGACGAACGACCAGAACAUUAGUUGAUGUUAUCUUGACAAAUCACCCUGAUAUGUUUAUUCACAGUGGUAUUUAUGACCCUGAUCUGAGUGACCACCCACUCAUGAUUUACAGAUUUAUGUAAGAAAAGGUCAUUGCAUGUGGUGUAAGGAUCAUAAACUUUCAGUUUAUGAAGAACUUUAAUGAACAGAAAUUCAAACAGCACGUAAACUCCACCCCGUGGCAUGUAAGCAAAAUAUUUGAGGUAGAGAAGACCAAAUUGGUUUCUUUACUGAUUAACUGAUAGUUAUUGUUGACAAACAUAUGCCCUACAAGAAGAUGCGAGUGAGAGAUUGGGAUGUCCCUUACAUGACUACAGAGUGGAAGAAUGCCAUUAGAGCUUGGUGAAGAGCUACAAGGAUAUAGGAAAACAAAGGCACCAGAAGACUAUGAACUCCAAUGAAGAUUAUGAAAUAAGACAACAAGACUAAGGCGCAAGGCAAUUAGAGAAUACUGGAGAACAAAAGCUGAAGAAUUGAAACAUAAGCCACAUGACUUCUUCGAGACUUUCACACCAUAUUUAGGAUCUAGGAGUAAUUGCAAGCAUGACAUGAACAUGAAACUGGACACCAAAGAUCAUAUUUCUAAAGAUCAGACAGAAAUUGUGGAAGAACUUGGUGAAUAUUUUGCAACGAUAGCAAAUGGCAUUGGUGGUGUCAGUGGAUACAAUAACAGUGCUGAUCAGGAAUUACCCACCAGCUGAUUGCCAGCCUUUCAGAUUUAAGAAGCUGGAGGUUAAGGAAGUGGAACAGCUGCUAAGGGAAUUAAACCCUCAAAAAGCAACUGGCUGGGAUCACACAUUGCCAAUAGCUUUAAAACUUGGUGUGGAAGAGCCGUCUUUACAACUGACAACCCUAUAUAAUGCCUGUAUACAGCAAGGGUAUUAG